GUCUCAAGAUGGCGGCCAAUGUGGGAUCGAUGGCUCAAUAUUGGAAGCGCUUUGAUUUGCAGCAGCUGCAGAGAGAGCUCGACGCCACAGCAACGGUGUUGGCCAACCGACAAGAUGAAAGUGAGCAGUCUCGAAAGAGGCUCAUCGAGCAAAGUCGAGAGUUCAAGAAGAACACUCCAGAGGAUUUGCGCAAGCUCGUAGCUCCGUUGCUGAAGAGUUUCCAGGGAGAGAUUGAUGCACUGAGUAAAAGAAGCAAAGAAGCAGAGGCUGCCUUCUUGAAUGUCUAUAAGAGAUUAAUUGACGUUCCAGAUCCGGUCCCAGCCCUGGAUCUCGGACAGCAACUGCAGCUCAAGGUUCAGCGCAUGCACGAUAUUGAGACCGAGAACCAGAAACUUAGGGAAACUCUCGAGGAAUACAACAAGGAGUUUGCAGAGGUGAAGAAUCAAGAGGUUACGAUAAAAGCACUUAAAGAGAAGAUCCGAGACUAUGAACAGACGCUGAAGAGCCAAGCCGAGAACAUAGCUCUCGAAAAGGAACAGAAGUUACAAAAUGACUUUGCAGAGAAAGAGAGAAAGUUGCAAGAGACUCAGAUGUCUACCGCCUCAAAGCUGGAAGAAGCUGAGCAUAAAGUGCAGACUCUGCAAACAGCCCUGGAAAAAACUCGAACAGAACUAUUUGACCUGAAAACCAAAUACGAUGAAGAAGCUACUGCCAAGGCUGACGAAAUUGAAAUGAUCAUGACGGACCUAGAAAGAGCAAAUCAGAGGGCAGAGGUGGCUCAGAGAGAGGCAGAGGCCUUAAGAGAGCAGCUUUUUUCGGCGAACAAAUCUCUCCAGCUGGCUACCCAGAUCCAGAAGGCACCUGACGUGGAGCAGGCCAUCGAGGUGCUGACCCGCUCCAGCCUGGAAGUGGAGCUGGCCGCUAAGGAGCGGGAGAUCGCCCAGCUCGUGGAGGACGUGCAGAGACUUCAGGCCAGUCUGACCAAGCUAAGGGAGAACUCGGCCAGCCAGAUAGCCCAGUUGGAGCAGCAGCUGACGGCCAGGAACAGCACCCUCAAACAACUGGAAGAAAAGCUGAAAGGACAGGCUGACUAUGAAGAGGUGAAGAAAGAACUGAACAUCCUGAAGUCCAUGGAGUUCACACCGUCCGAAGGAGCGGGAUCGCAGGAUGCGUCGAAAUCCCUGGAGGUGCUGCUGCUGGAGAAGAACCGCUCCCUGCAGUCAGAGAACGCCGCACUGCGCAUGUCUAAUAGUGACCUGAGCGGGUCAGCCAGGAGAAAAGGGAAAGACCAGCCUGAGAGUCAGCGUCCUGGAACUUUGUCGGCCUCCCCUCCCUCUCAGUUGCCCCGCAACACGGAGGAGCCGGCUACCAAUACUAACGGUACCCACCAGUUCUCACCAACGGGUUUAAGUCAAGACUUUUUCAGCUCGUCCCUGGCAAGCCCCAGCCUCCCCCUGGCCUCCACGGGAAAAUUUGCACUAAACUCUCUCCUCCAGCGACAGCUAAUACAGUCCUUCUACUCCAAGGCCAUCCAGGAAGCAGGAAGCACAAGCCUGAUUUUCCCAACAGGUCCUUACAGCACAAACUCCAUCUCUUCCCCAAGCCCGUUACAGCCGAGCCCGGACGUUAACGGCCUGGCCCCGUCGCCCAGCCAGUCCGAGGGCGCCGGCAGCGUCUCCGAGGGCGAGGAGAUGGACACGGCCGAGAUUGCCCGGCAGGUGAAAGAACAGUUGAUCAAGCACAAUAUCGGCCAGCGGAUAUUCGGACAUUACGUCCUGGGACUGUCGCAGGGAUCCGUGAGCGAGAUCCUGGCCCGGCCCAAGCCGUGGAAUAAGCUGACCGUCCGGGGCAAGGAGCCCUUCCACAAGAUGAAGCAGUUUCUGGCGGACGAACAGAACAUCCUCGCGCUGAGGAGCAUCCAGGGCCGGCAGAGAGAGAAUCCAGGCCAGAACCUGAGCAGGCUAUUUCAGGAAGUUCCGAAACGAAGAAAUGGGUCGGAAGGCAACAUCACCACCAGAAUCCGCGGCACCGAGGCCGGCUCGGACGAAGCUAUCAAAUCCAUCCUCGAACAAGCCAAAAGGGAGCUGCAGGUCCAGAAAUCCGCGGAGCCGGCCCAGCCCCCGUCCGCCUCCAACAGCGGCAACUCGGACGACGCCAUCCGCUCCAUCCUGCAGCAGGCCCGCCGGGAGAUGGAGGCCCAGCAGGCGGCCCUGGACCCCGCCUUCAAACCGUCGUCCUUGUCUCAGGCGGACAUUUCCCUGCUGACCCCCAAGCUCGUCGCCACGUCCCCGAUGUCCUCCGUGCCCGGGUACUCGCCCCUGGCCGCAUCCCUGAAGAAGCACCCGCCGGCGGCCGAGCCCGGCGUUUGCGUCCUGCAGGGCCUGGCGGGGCUCAGGAAGGAGCCUCAGGAGGCCCCGGAGCCGCUGGGGCCGGCCGAGGCCGGGCCGCGGCCCGUCAAGAGCGAGCUGGGCCGGGGGAGCCUCUGGAAAGACCACUGGUGGAGUGCGGGGCCGCCCGAGCGCCGGAACCCGGCCCCGCCCGAGGACGCCAAGGCGGACGAGCCCGGGCCCGGCGGCAAGGAGAAGGCCGGCGGCCAGAGCCGGCCGGACCGCGGCCCCCUCCCGCCGGGACCCUCCUCUUCCUCCUCCUCGGAGUACUGGAAGGAGUGGCCCAACGCCGAGUCCCCCUACUCGCAGGGGUCGGAGCUGAGCGUGACGGGGGCCAGCCGCAGCGAGACCCCCCAGAACAGCCCGCUUCCCUCCUCACCCAUCGUGCCCCUGUCCAAGCCGCCCAAGCCCUCGGUCCCGCCGCUCACGCCCGAGCAGUACGAGGUGUACAUGUACCAGGAGGUGGACACGAUAGAGCUGACGCGUCAGGUCAAGGAGAAGCUGGCCAAGAACGGCAUCUGCCAGCGGAUCUUCGGGGAAAAGGUUUUGGGCCUGUCACAGGGGAGCGUCAGCGACAUGCUGUCCAGGCCGAAGCCGUGGAGCAAACUGACCCAAAAAGGCCGAGAGCCGUUUAUCCGCAUGCAGCUGUGGCUUCACGGGGAGCUGGGCCAGUGCGUCCUUCCGCCGGUCCUGGGACAGCAGCCGGGACAAGUGCUCCACUCUGUGACUUCACUGCAGGACUCCCUUCAGCAGGGAUGUGUGAGUUCAGACAGCACCCCCAAGACUUCAGCCAGCUGCAGCCCCGCCCCGGCCUCCCCCAUGAGCUCCAGUGAGUCGGUCAAGAGCCUGACGGAGCUGGUGCAGCAGCCGUGCCCGCCCAUCGACGGCAGCAAGGAGGGCAAGGCGCAGGACGGCGACGGCGACGGGCAGCCCCCCACGCCGGUGCCCCUCUCCGGCCCCUCCGCGCUCAGCAUCCAGGAACUGGUGGCCAUGUCGCCCGAGCUGGACACCUACGGCAUCACCAAGAGGGUCAAGGAGGUGCUGACGGACAACAACCUCGGCCAGCGCCUGUUCGGGGAGACGAUCCUCGGCUUGACCCAAGGCUCCGUCUCGGACCUUCUGGCCCGGCCCAAGCCCUGGCACAAGCUGAGCCUGAAGGGGCGGGAGCCCUUUGUGCGCAUGCAGCUGUGGUUGAAUGACCCCAACAACGUGGAGAAGCUGAUGGACAUGAAGCGGAUGGAGAAGAAAGCCUACAUGAAGCGCCGGCAUAGCUCGGUCAGCGACGGUCAGCCCUGCGAGGCCUCCACGUUGGUCAUGGACUACAGCCAAGGGGCCAGCCCUCAGCCCCAGCACCAGCUGAAGAAGCCCCGCGUGGUGCUGGCCCCCGAGGAGAAGGAGGCCCUGAAACGAGCCUAUCAGCAAAAGCCAUACCCGUCCCCGAAAACCAUCGAAGAGCUGGCCACCCAGCUCAACCUGAAAACCAGCACGGUCAUCAACUGGUUUCACAACUACAGGUCCCGCAUCCGCCGGGAGCUGUUCAUCGAAGAGAUCCAGGCGGGAAGCCAGAGCCAGGCCGGGGCCAGCGACUCGCCGUCGGCCCGGAGCAGCCGGGCGGCCCACGGCUCCGAGGGAGACAGCUGCGACGGGGUGGACGCGGAGGGGCCGGCGGUGGACGGGAGGCGGGGCGCCCUGGAGGCGGACGAGUCCGGGCUGGCCGGCGCCAAGUCUCAGGGAGGGCCGGGAGAGCCGGCGGGCGAGAGGGGCCUGGACGACACCGACGACGAGGGGCGGCCCGGAGCCCCCCACCGGAGUCCCGGCCCGCCCGGCCCCGAAGAGGACGCCUCUACCUCAGCCGCCUUCGCUCCGGCCCGGCCCGGGGGCCGCCCCUACAAGGUGGCCGGGAGCGCGGCCGCAGCCCCCGGCGGGCCAAGCACCAGCGGCGCCCCGGGCCUGUUCAGCUUCUCCGAGGCCGCGGGCCCCAAGAACCCGCGCGACCUCACCUUACGGAAGAAGAAGGCCGCCAAUCUGAACAACAUCAUCCACCGCCUGGAGAAGGCCGCCAGCCGCGAGGAGCCCAUCGAAUGGGAGUUCUGAGGC
Molecule: messenger RNA, 4484 nt
Organism: Tachyglossus aculeatus (Australian echidna)
Lineage: Eukaryota; Metazoa; Chordata; Mammalia; Monotremata; Tachyglossidae
Gene: CUX1
Product: cut like homeobox 1
Biological process (GO): regulation of DNA-templated transcription
Molecular function (GO): DNA binding; DNA-binding transcription factor activity, RNA polymerase II-specific
Source: RefSeq, a predicted model, not a curated record